GUGGAGGCUGGCGUCUAGUACAGUCAUCCAAGCCUGUUCGGCGGGAGUGUAAUGGCCAGAGAGAUGACGAUCUUAGGAUCAGCUGUUUUGACUCUCCUGUUGGCUGGCUAUUUGGCACAACAGUAUUUACCAUUGCCUACUCCAAAAGUGAUUGGUAUUGACCUGGGUACCACCUAUUGCUCUGUUGGGGUGUUUUAUCCUGGCACAGGAAAAGUAAAGGUGAUUCCAGAUGAAAAUGGUCAUAUCAGUAUACCCAGCAUGGUGUCCUUUACUGAUAAUGAUGUGUAUGUGGGAUAUGAAAGCUUAGAGCUGGCGGAUUCAAAUCCUCAAAAUACAAUAUAUGAUGCCAAAAGAUUCAUUGGUAAGAUUUUCACCCCAGAAGAGCUGGAGGCUGAAAUUGGCAGAUACCCAUUUAAGGUUUUACACAAAAAUGGGAUGGCAGAAUUUUCUGUGACAAGUAAUGAAACCAUCACCGUUUCCCCAGAGUAUAUUGGCUCCCGACUGUUACUGAAAUUAAAGGAGAUGGCAGAGGAUUAUCUUGGGAUGCAAGUUGCCAAUGCUGUCAUUUCUGUACCAGCAGAGUUUGACCUGAAACAGAGAAAUUCGACAAUUGAGGCUGCCAACCUUGCAGGACUAAAGAUCCUGAGGGUAAUAAACGAGCCCACAGCAGCAGCGAUGGCAUAUGGUCUCCACAAAUCUGAUGUCUUCCAUGUCUUGGUUAUAGACUUGGGUGGAGGAACCCUAGAUGUGUCAUUACUGAACAAACAAGGAGGAAUGUUUCUUACGCGAGCCAUGUCUGGAAACAAUAAACUUGGAGGACAAGACUUCAAUCAAAGGCUGCUUCAGUACUUACAUAAGCAGAUCUAUCAGACGUAUGGCUUCAUCCCCUCUAGGAAAGAGGAAAUCCACAGAUUAAGUCAAGCUGUGGAAAUGGUCAAAUUAAAUCUGACUCUUCAACAGUCUGCCAAGAUGUCAGUAUUACUAACGGUGGAAGAAAAGGACCAAAAGGAACCCCAGCUUAGUGACACUGAGCCGCCCCAGGCUCUCCUUACCCCAGCGGACGGACACAAUGCUAAACUGCUUACUCCUGGCCUUUCUAAAAAGGAGCAUGGGAAAAGUCAGGUCUUGUUUGAAACAGAAAUAUCGCGGAAGCUCUUUGAUACCCUUAAUGAAGAUCUCUUUCAGAAAAUACUUGUGCCAAUCCGACAAGUGUUAAAGGAAGGCCACCUGGACAGGACUGAGAUUGAUGAGGUGGUUUUGGUUGGGGGCUCUACUCGUAUUCCGCGAAUCCGCCAACUCAUUAAGGAGUUCUUUGGGAAGGAUCCCAACACAUCCGUAGACCCCGACCUGGCCGUGGUGACAGGAGUGGCCAUCCAAGCAGGGAUUGAUGGAGGCUCUUGGCCGCUCCAAGUCAGUGCUUUAGAAAUUCCCAAUAAGCAUUUACAAAAAACCAACUUCAACUAAAUGCAGAAGGAAUGGUGAUCAUUUGUUAUCUUUUCUGAUCAUCUCUUCCUGUUAUUGACCACCUCUGCCCAAAAUGCAAGGGUUUCACAGAUUUACUUAGAAAGCAACCUUUCCAUACAGGAGAAUUUUGGCUAAUAUUUUGAUUGAGAAUUGAAUGUGACCGAAUUGAUUCUCUUUAAUCUUGGAGAAGUGUCAUUGUAACAAAUACUUAUCAAGUAAUUAAGAGUUGACUCAAAAUUCUUACCUAGGGAGCACUGGUGGCUAUAUUUUCUAGAUUUUGGAAGAAGGUAACCAUAUGUGCUUAACAUGUUCUGUAAACCCUAAAGAGUGCCAAUGAUAAGGUUCUCCAUUCUUACUUAAUUGUAUUAGUAAGAGCUGGUAAUGUGACCUGUACUUGUAGGACAGUGUUGAUGUGAUGUAUUUACAUUGGCUGGGAGAGAGCAGUAUUAAGCUGCAUAUCCAAGACUCAGUAACUGCCAUGUUACAAAGUUAAUGUGACAAAUUCAGUAUCGGAUUACAUGAUGCAUUCCUGUAGUCUACAUUCUCCAGAUUAAUUUAUUUCAGUAGAUCAGUUUAUUCUGUUUCUAAGAUAGCUAUUAAUUUAUUCAAAUUUCUCUAUGCCAGCUAGUGGAAACCCUAAUUUGUAUUACAGUUCCUUCAUCUCCUGUGCAUCAUUCUUUGCUUGGAUUUCCAUAGUUCUGUCUAGUUAGAAAACAGUGGGGGAAUAUUAAUUACAUUUAAUGUGUUAAUGUCAUAUAAAAGCCAUUGCAAUUUUGUUAUCCAUAACCUUUGCAACAUUAGUUACCUAAUAUUUUUGUUUUGUGUUUUGUUUUUGUUUUUGCCAGUCCUGGGGCUUGAACUUAGGGCC
Dipodomys ordii (Ord's kangaroo rat) is the source of this 2332-nucleotide messenger RNA. It is a transcript of the gene Hspa13, whose product is annotated as heat shock protein 70kDa family, member 13. The coding region runs from base 52 to 1464 and encodes 470 amino acids. Gene Ontology annotation, molecular function: heat shock protein binding; ATP binding; ATP hydrolysis activity. Gene Ontology annotation, cellular component: plasma membrane; cytosol; nucleus. The transcript is spliced from 5 exons. The record is from RefSeq and is a predicted model, not a curated record. Gene Ontology annotation, biological process: protein refolding; vesicle-mediated transport; cellular response to unfolded protein. Lineage: Eukaryota; Metazoa; Chordata; Mammalia; Rodentia; Heteromyidae.